This is a messenger RNA of Notodromas monacha, 404 nucleotides long. NCBI's taxonomy places the organism in Eukaryota, Metazoa, Arthropoda, Ostracoda, Podocopida, Cyprididae. The record is from the annotation of a GenBank genome assembly.
AUGAUUAUUUCAAGUGGGUGGGUCAUGGGUAAAGGUGUUGUGAAGAUCUUGCGCCUGGUCUAUUGCGUUGAACAGAGACUUGACACUGUCUUCGGAACCAACAUGGACAACAACCCUGGCAAAGACAAAAGAGUGACUUCAAAUAGUAAGGGUGCCCCUUCCAAUAAGAGGGCGACAUCUAGGCGUCCAUACUGGCGCAAGGGUAAACGUCCAAAGUCCCCACCCCAAUCCUUGAGCAACAUUGCACCAUCGUCAGAACCACUGGAGGAGAAGCCUACGGAAGGAGCUCCACAAUCCCCACUUCAGUCUGAGCCUUUGACCAAGCAACUCCCCCUUUCUGUUGACUUACCCUUGUGUGUUAUACCCUGACUCUCAUGAAUAUACGUCUGUGUUUGUGAAUAGAA